This is a messenger RNA of Acanthosepion pharaonis, 813 nucleotides long. Lineage: Eukaryota; Metazoa; Mollusca; Cephalopoda; Sepiida; Sepiidae. The record is from the annotation of a GenBank genome assembly.
AUGCAAACUGUUUUGCUUCUUCUCUCCCUUUUCUUUUUCUUUCUUUCUUUCUUUCUUUCUUUCUUUCUUUCUUUCUUUCUUUCUUUACUUUGCAUUCUUUUCAGGCAUUCUUACUUUUCUUCUUCUUCUUCUAAACCGUCAACUAUGUUAUUCUCUUCUUCGUUCUCAUCGCCAGAAAAAAAAGAAGAAAAAAAGACUUUCUUUCUCUUCUACAAACCAACUCAUAAUGACGGCUAUCCUUCUCAUUACUUUAUUUACUUCUUUUUUCCCAAAUAUUUCUUCUUCUUCUUCUUCUUCUUCUUCUUUGUUUAUUUUACCUGUGACUUCUCUUUCUUCUUCUUUUUCUUCUCCUCCUUCUUUUUCUACUACUACUACUACUACUUCGAUACCUUAUUCCUUUAUAAUCUCGUCUGUUUUCAUCGGUUUUCUUUUUCUUCACUCCUCGUCCAAAUGGUUAUAUUCUUCUUGGUAUUCUUUGAUUUUCUAUCUUUUCCAUUCCCCCUUAUUUCUUCUUCUUCUUCUUCUUCUUCUUCUUCUUCUUCUUCUUCUUUUUUUUCUUCUUCUUCUUCUUCUUCUUCUUCUUCUUCUUCUUCUUCUUCUUCGAAAUUUCCCUUACUCUUUUAUCUUGCCCGUUUUCUUCUUUCUCCGUGCGCAAAAUCCAUCUGCUGUCUCUCCAUCUCCCCACCCGGUACUCCCCUCAGCUACAUCCAACACCCCCCCCACCAGCCGCACCCACCCAGACACUCAUUUCCUUCGACUUGUUCUUCAGUACGCCAUGCAACGAAGCCUUUUUUCCGUGGCCGCCAUCGUUGA